Molecule: messenger RNA, 258 nt
Organism: Parnassius mnemosyne (clouded apollo)
Lineage: Eukaryota; Metazoa; Arthropoda; Insecta; Lepidoptera; Papilionidae
Source: the annotation of a GenBank genome assembly
AUGUCGCAAAAUACUGCGCGUUAUAGAGAAGUCCUCUGCGACUUCAUUAAUAUUUAUAGAAAUGAGCCAUGUUUGUGGCAAAUAAAAAAUAAAUUGUACCACAGCAGAUGGUUCGUACUUAUCAAAGAAAAACCGAUAAGCCUUCUUGGUCUAGAGGAACUUUAUGUCAGGCAAUUGACGCUGUCAGAUCAGGCCUAUCCGGAUAUGAAGCAGCGAAAACUUAUGAUAUACCUCGUAAAACAAUCAUGGAUCACGUGA